Microthlaspi erraticum is the source of this 1368-nucleotide messenger RNA. Lineage: Eukaryota; Viridiplantae; Streptophyta; Magnoliopsida; Brassicales; Brassicaceae. The record is from the annotation of a GenBank genome assembly.
AUGAAUCCAUCAAUUACCAUUAUCGACGUGUCACGAGUCACACCUUCAAAAGCUGACUCGUCCAUGACUCUCCCACUCACCUUCUUCGACCUUCUCUUGUUCAAAGUCCACCCCGUGGACCGAGUCUUCUUCUACCGACUCCCCGACGCAACUCGCACUCUUCUCGACUCAGUCAUCGUCCCCAAACUCAAAUCUUCUCUCUCCUUAGCCCUCUCUCACUACCUCCCACUCGCCGGCCAACUCGUAUGGAACUCAGACGAUCAUAAGCCGAGCAUCGUCUGCUCCACAAACGACGCCGUUUCAUUCACCGUCGCCGAGUCAAACGCAGACUUCUCCCAGUUAACCGGAAACGAACCAUUCCCCGCCACACAGCUGGACCAAUUCGCCCCGGAGUUACGUGUCACCGAAGACUCAGCCGCCGCCGUGUCGUUCCAAGUCACGCUGUUCCCAAACCAAGGGUUUUGCAUCGGCGUAAGCGCACACCACGGCGUUUUAGAUGGAAAAACGACAUCCAUGUUUCUCAAAUCAUGGGCCCACACAUGUAAACAAGCGAACGAUUCUCUACCGGAGGAUCUAACCCCUUUUUACGAUCGUACGGUCAUAAAAAGUCCACCGGAUGUCGACACCCAAAUCUUGAACGGUAUGAAGAGACUCGCUCAAAUGAUGGCCGGCGGUAAAGAACCAGACAACCCUAAAAACCUGAAGAUUUUAAUAACGCCGGAGAACAGUCAGGACAAAUUCCGAUUCACAUUCGCGCUCAGUCGCGAGAAUAUCCAAACGCUUCGCGAGAGACUCAAGAGAGAUUCGUCAUCGGAUUCCAAGCAGCUCCACUUGUCGACGUUCGUGAUAGCGUACGCUUAUGCUUUCACUUGCUUCGUCAGAUCAAGAGGCGGUGACCCGAAUAGACCCGUCGGGUAUAGAUUCGCUGUGGAUUACCGAGGCCGCCUAGUCGAUGUUCCGUCGAGUUAUUUCGGAAACUGUGUCUCGACUAUCUAUAGCGAUCCGUUGACGGCGGCGACUUUUAUGGCUGAAGAUGGGUUUCUGGCUGCUGCGAGAUUGAUCAGUGAUUCGGUUGAGGAGGUGGAUGUGAAUAUGGUUUGGGAUAUUGUGGAGCUUGGGAAAAAGCAGUCUGCUACUCCAUUCGGGUCACAGGCUUUGUAUGUUGCCGGGUCGCCCCGAUUCGGAGUAUACGGAUUGGAUUUCGGGUGGGGCAGACCGGAGAAAGUGGAUGUCGUGUCGAUCGGUCAAGGCUCGAUAUCCAUGGCGGAGAGUGGAGACGGAAGCGGAGGCGUGGAGAUUGGCUUCUCUCUCCAGAAACACGAACUGGACGUUUUGAUUGAUUUGCUCCGCGACGGAUUGAAGAAUUAA